Molecule: messenger RNA, 924 nt
Organism: Closterium sp. NIES-65
Lineage: Eukaryota; Viridiplantae; Streptophyta; Zygnematophyceae; Desmidiales; Closteriaceae
Source: the annotation of a GenBank genome assembly
AUGUGCGUGCAGGCCAACACCGCCCCACCCUCCAACGCAUUCUUGAGUGCAGUGGAGGCCUUUGAGGCAAUGCAGAGGGAGUGCGUGGCGCAGGGAGGCGCAGAGCAGUGGGCGUGGGUGGCCAACAAAGGAAAAUGGAGCAAGCACCUGCCACGUCAUGGGCCUGACAGGGAGCCAUGCCGCUACAUUGUGAUAGAAGACAUGAAACGAGGCGUGGGAAACAAAAUCACAGCAUACGUCACAGCGUUCAUCUUGGGUCUUCUCACCCGCCGGGCUAUCAUCACACCACCGACUGCCUUCCUCACCCGCCGCUUCUGCAACCCCUUCGCCCACGCCAACGCCUCCUGGACCGUUGAUUCACACACCUAUGAGUACGUCCCUCCGUAUCACCCUCACAGAGUGUUUCAGAAGCCACGCCUGCUGCUCACCACCAUGGCUAUGCAGCUGAAGGCGACGCAAGGAGGGGCACGCACGGACCUGCCACGGCAGGUGGUCAACAAAGGCGCCGUGUGGAUGGACCUGUAUCGCAGGACGUGGAACAUGUUCUGCAGCGACCUGUGGAGCACUGCUGCUGUGGCGCCCUUCUGGCUGGCCGGCAUCGAUUCUUACACCAUCCCCAGCCUGCACUACAUUCCAGAGUUCGCGGAUCGUCUACGCGAGGUGUUCCCAGAUGGUCGUGCCUUCACCCACGCAGCACGCCUCUUAAUGCAUCCGGACAACGAGCUGUGGGCGCACAUCACCACCGCCUUCCAUGCCAACCUCGCCCACUUCUCCCACCGCCUCGGCCUGCAGAUCCGCUCACCUGACGGCAUUCAUCUGCCCCUCUCGGCUCGCAUCCUCCAGUGCGGGGCUGCAGUGUCGCGUUACCUGCCUUUCACACAGCCGUACUCACAGGUGAGCGUGCUCAUGCUGGGAGUGCUAUAG